Molecule: messenger RNA, 3273 nt
Organism: Penicillium canariense
Lineage: Eukaryota; Fungi; Ascomycota; Eurotiomycetes; Eurotiales; Aspergillaceae
Product: CHAT domain-containing tetratricopeptide repeat protein
Exons: 3
Coding region: 1-3273 (1090 amino acids)
Molecular function (GO): protein binding
Source: RefSeq, a predicted model, not a curated record
AUGUCACAAAAAGCAUUAAACAAUGACCUGAAAUUGUCGGUUCCAGGUGAUCUGACUGACGUCUCGAAUAAAAGCGAAGAAUCAGCGAACAUAGAGGAUCCAAAAGAGGUAGUCCGACACAUUCAGCGAGUCGUCGACACUGUCCCAGACGACUAUCCCGGUCUACCAAUCUGGUUGAAUAAUCUGGGGGUCAAGCUCUUAACUCGAUAUAAUCGAACUGGAAAUUUGGACGACCUACAGAAUGCAGUUCAACACGCCCAGAGAGCCCUCAAAAUUAUCCCAGAAGACCACCCUAAUAUUGCGUCCUGGCUGACUAGCCUAUCUGUGAUAUUAGUGACUCGAUAUGGUCGAAUAGGAAACUUGGAUGAUCUAGAUAGUGCAGUUCGGCUCGCUCAAAGAGCUGUCGACACUACCCCAGAAGAAGAACAUGCAGAUCUGGCAUUCCGAUCAAUGAUUCUAGCAAAUCAUUUCUCAAACCGAUAUCGUCGAACAGGAAAUUUGGAUGAUCUACAGAAUGCAGUUCGGCUCGCUCAAAGAGACGUCGACACUAUUCCAAAAGGCCACCCCGAUCUGGCAUUCUCGUUAAAUAAUUUGGCGAACAUCCUCUUAACUCAAUAUGAUCGAACUGGAAACUUGGGCGAUCUACAGAAUGCAGUCCGACACGCUCAGAGAGCCCUCAACACUGUCCCAGAAGACCAUCCCGAUCUAGCAUCCUGGUUGAAUAAUCUGGCAGUCAAGCUCUUAUCUCGAUAUAACCGAGCUGGAGAUUUGAACGAUCUACAAAAUGCAGUCCAAUACGCUCAGAGAGCCAUCGACAAUACUGCAGAAGAUCACCCUAAUAUGGCAUCCUGGUUGGCUAGCCUAUCUGUGAUAUUAGUGACUCGAUAUGGUCGAAUUGGAAAAUUGCAUGAUCUAGAUCGUGCAGUUCGGCUCGCUCAAAGAGCUAUCGACGCUACCACAGAAGAUCACCCGGAGAUAGCAUCCCGGUUAAACAAUCUAGCGAACAUGCUCUCAGCUCGGUAUGAUCGAACUGGAAACUCGGAUGAUCUACAGAAUGCAGUCGGCCACGCUCAGAGCGCCAUCGACACUACCACAGAAGACCACCCGGAGCUAGCAUCCCGGAUAAACAAUCUAGCGAACAUGCUCUCAGCUCGUAAGCCACGCUCUGAGUGCCGUCGACACUACCCCAUGGCAUCCCAUUUAAACAAUCUAGCGAACAUGCUCUCAGCUCGGUAUGAUCGAACUGGAAACUCGGAUGAUCUACAGAAUGCAGUCAGACACGCCCAGAGAGCCGUCGAUACUACCCCGGAAGACCACCCUGGUUUACCAUCCUGGUUGAAUACUCUAGCAAUCAACCUCUUAACUCGAUAUAACAGAGCUGGAGAUUUGAACGAUCUACAGAAUGCGGUCCGACACGCCCAGAGAGCCGUCGACAUUACCCCAGGAGACCACCCUGAUUUAGCAUCCUGGUUGAACAAUCUAGCGAACAAAUUCUUAGCUCGAUAUAGUCAAACUAGAGACUUGGAUGAUCUUGAAAUGGCCGUCCAAUACGCUCAGAGAGCUGUCGACACAAUCCCAAAAGACCAUCCCAAGGCAGCAUCCUGUUUGAGUAAUCUGGCGAACACGCUUUUAACUCGAUAUCAGGAGACCCAUGAGCUUAAAGACAAAGACGCAUCGUUCAAGUUCUUCUCAGAAGCCUUUGACUGCCACAACGCAAUGCCUCUCGAGCGCAUCAAAGCUGGCCGCGGAGCGAUGAAUAUUCUUGUUUGGGACGGUGAUUUUCAAACAGCUAGUUUGCUGGCAGAAAAAGCAUUGGGUCUCCUACCUAUCGUAUGCAGCCGUUACCUCAGUCGGGAUGACCAACAGCAUGCUAUUCUUCAGACAUCCGGGCUGGCUGCCGAAGCUGCCUCUCUUUUGCUUCGAACCCAGAAAAAUGCAAGCCAAGCCCUGCAGUACCUAGAGCACGGUCGAGGUCUUAUUAUUGGAUACCUCAUCGACAGCCGUGGUGACAUAUCGGAUCUAGCCAAAAACCACCCCAACAUGGCGAAGGAAUUUAAUCGGCUUCGGUAUAAGGCUUUUAUGUCUAUUAGCCCCGAAGACCCGGCUGAGAUUCGCCGGCAGCGGUUACGGGAGCGUGAUGACGCUGUGGCAGCUUUGGAAUGCUGUCUUAAGGAUAUCCGUAAACAAGAGGGCUUUGAUCGAUUCCUUCUUCCCCUUCCUUCUACCGCAUUACAAGAAAACGCUAUCGACGGUCCGAUUGUGGUUGUGAACGUCACCUCGAUCAGUAGCGAUGCCUUGAUGGUUCUUCCUACAGAGAUCAGACAUAUCCCAUUACCCGACUCUCACUCAACGAAGGUUGAGUAUUACCGUUCGUUAGGGUUAGCGAGGGGCUUAUUUAGGCUGAUUGAGUUGGACGGCCGUGAAAGCCUUGAUAUUCUCCAGGAACUAAAUUUUCUUUGCCCGCCCUCUCGCAGUGAGCUCCCUCGGAUUUGGUGGAUUGGCACCGGCCUAGCUAGCUCUCUUCCGUUCCAUGCGGCGGGCGAUCAUUCGGCGGGCUCAGUUGAGAAUGCUUUCAGUUGCGUUCUUUCUUCCUAUACACCGUCAAUCAAGAUGCUACGAUACGCAAGAGAUAGGGCACAGGUCCAGCCAGAUACGCAGUCGGUCUUACUAGUGAUAAUGCCUAAGACUCCCGGCGGAGACGACCUCCCGGGAGUGAUGGCAGAGGCCAAGGCGAUCCAGGAGACCAUCACUACGCCGUAUACCGUGCAAUUAUUUGAUCAGCCUAGCGCAGAGGUAGUGCUUCAAGCUCUCCGAGAUUGCAGUAUCUCGCAUUUUGCAUGCCACGGAUGGUCAGAUAUACUAGAUCCCUCAAAUAGCUACCUUGCUUUGCAGGGGCAGUCUAACUCGAUACCUGAUCGCCUUACGGUCCAAAAUAUCUCCGAGACCCAUCUUGGGCAGGCGCGGCUAGCAUACCUUUCGGCCUGCUCCACAGCUGAAAACCGAGUUUCCAAGUUAGCAGAUGAAGGCCUACAUCUUGCAAGCGGUUUUCAAGUCGCGGGCUUUGCACACACAGUAGCGUCGAUGUGGCCUUCCAACGAUGAGAUUUGUGCGCAAGUGGCAAGUAUUUUCUAUCGUGAGCUCAUUGUCAAGGGUGGGUUGCGAGAGGGCAACCGGGCUGUGGCAGUGGCGUUCCAUGCGGCUGUGAAGGAGGUCCGCAUGCAACACGCAGAGCAGCCACAUCAGUGGGCCCAAUUUGUUCACUUUGGGGCAUAG